Messenger RNA from Thamnophis elegans (Western terrestrial garter snake), 5816 nucleotides. RefSeq names its product collagen type XXII alpha 1 chain (gene COL22A1). The record is from RefSeq and is a predicted model, not a curated record. The coding region runs from base 294 to 5099 and encodes 1601 amino acids. The transcript is spliced from 63 exons. Gene Ontology annotation, cellular component: basement membrane. Lineage: Eukaryota; Metazoa; Chordata; Lepidosauria; Squamata; Natricidae.
UCUUUCUUUCUUUUUUUUUUCAAAGUUGCCUCAUAGACAUGCAAACAGAGUAGACAAAAGGGGCUGAGCCAAAACAGCAGCCGCAAGGGAGAGGAAGAAGGUGGGGGAGAGAAAGUUUCCAAACCGCAGCAAAAAGCUGGACUCGGAACUCGUUUGAGAAACUGCCGUUAAGACGGAACCUCUCAGAAAAUUACUCAGCAGAGGGUCUGCCAGGUGAAACAUGUUCAAUGCUUUGGAGAUACAGAGAGCUGCUGAGUCAUUUCUUCAGGUAGACCUGGCUAUGUUGGAGAGAAAUGCCUAUGGGUGCUGCCCUCCUCCUGGCUGUCUUUCUCGCCCAUGUCACCAGAGCUUCUCGUCUCUCCCUCGCAGGUUGUAAGAACGUCCACUACGAUCUGAUCUUCCUGCUGGACACAUCCUCCAGCGUGGGCAAAGAAGACUUUGAGAAGGUCCGCCAAUGGAUAGCCCACCUGGUGGACACCUUUGAGAUUGGGCCAGACAAAACCCGCGUUGGGGUCGUCCGCUACAGCGAUCAACCAACCACCGAGUUUGACCUUGGAAGUUAUGGGACUCGGCAAGAGGUCAAAGAAGCCGCAAAGGGCAUCAAGUACCACGGGGGCAACACGAACACCGGAGACGCCCUGCGGUACAUCAAUAGUUAUAGCUUUUCCGCACGGGCCGGCGGGAGGCCGAAUGACAACGCCAUCAAGAAAGUUAUGAUCCUCCUGACGGAUGGCAGGAGCCAGGAUUAUGUCCUGAGUCCCGCCAUGGCGGCACAUAAGGCCGGCAUCCGGAUUUUUGCGGUGGGUGUCGGGGAUGUCCUCAAAGAAGAACUGGAUGAAAUUGCUUCGGAGCCAAAAUCGGCUCACAUCUUCCAUGUCUCUGAUUACAAUGCCAUUGAUAGGAUACGGGAGAAGCUGAGAAGACGGCUCUGUGAGAAUGUCCUGUGUCCAAAUGUCCAUGUGGAAGGAGACAGGUUCAGACACACCAACGGAGAAAUCGAUGACAUACCAGGGUUUGACUUGAUGGAAUUAUUCAGUGUCCGCGAGAUGUUCCGAAUGAAAGACAAUGGAAUCCAGAGCUCUUAUGUUCGGCUUGGAAGUUUCCCCAUUGUUCAGCGAACACAAGAUGUUUUCCCGCAAGGACUUCCGGACGAGUACGCUUUUGUCGCCACUUUCAAAUUCCGCAAGUCAUCCAGGAGAGAAGAUUGGUACAUUUGGCAGAUUAUUGACAAAUAUGGCAUACCACAGGUUUCUAUCCGGUUGGAUGGGGAGAACAAAGCCUUGGAGUACAAUGCAAUCGGACUCACCAGAGAUGCUGUGAGAGUUGUUUUCAGAAACGGGCGCGUCAAUGACCUGUUUGAUCGUAACUGGCAUAAGAUUGCACUGAGCAUCCAGUCCCAGACGGUCUCCUUAUACAUUGAUUGCAAACUGGUCCAGACAUUACCUAUUGAAGACAGAGAAAAUAUUGACAUUCAAGGGAAAACGGUGAUUGGCAAACGCCUUUACGACAGUGUGCCAAUUGAUUUUGAUCUUCAGCGGAUGGUUAUUUAUUGUGAUUCACGACAUGCCGAGCUUGAAACCUGCUGUGAUAUUUCCUCCGGACCUUGUAACGUGACCAUAGUGACAGAUGUCCCUCCUCCUGUAAUUCCACCAACUGUUGGAAAUGAGCAUGUUGGGCCUACCCAGACAGUCAACUGUUCCUGUCUUCCAGGGGAAAAGGGGGAGAGAGGCCUUCCUGGAUUUGAAGGAUUGAGAGGACAAAAGGGAGACAUUGGACCAGUUGGACCUCCUGGCCUGAAGGGAGACAAAGGAGAACCAGGUGGGGAAACAUUUGGACGAGCAGAAAAAGGACAAAAGGGUGAAAAGGGACCCCAAGGCUUACCUGGCUUGAUGGGCGAGAGAGGAGAAAAGGGUUCUGUUGGCGCAGCUGGCAUCCCAGGGAGCAAUGGAGCCAAAGGAGAAACUGGAGAACCUGGUCUUACUGGAGCAACUGGACUUCCUGGACCGUCUGGCCCAAAGGGAGAAGAAGGACGUCCGGGUCCUCCAGGACGUCAAGGUUAUGUUGGAGCACCUGGUUUGCAAGGGGAAAGAGGAGAAAAAGGACCUCGUGGUGACAAGGGAGAACGUGGCCUUGACGGUUUUCCUGGGAAGUCUGGCUUGGAUGGAAAACAGGGUGCCAAAGGAAGUCCAGGUCAGCCUGGACCUGCAGGACUACAAGGAGAGAAGGGUGAUAUCGGUCCCCCUGGUAAACCAGGCUCAGCAGUAGAGAUCGAAGGCUUGAAAGGAGAACAAGGAGCUCCUGGCCCACGGGGACCUAUGGGGCCUCCAGGAACUCCGGGUACUUCAGGAUCACCUGGACCAGAAGGCAAGAUGGGAUCUCCAGGUCCACCAGGUCUACGGGGCAAGAAAGGAGAAGUAGGCCUCCCCGGAGUUGAUGGAUUGUCUGGACCGCCUGGUCCUCCAGGGCAUCCUGGACUUGCUGGAUCUCCCGGCAAACCAGGAGAAACUGGCAGAAAUGGUGACAGUGGGCCACCAGGUUUACCUGGAAAUUCUGGUAAAGAUGGUUUGCCUGGUCUCCCAGGCUCAAAAGGAGAACAAGGGGAAAGGGGAGAAGUUGGAAAAGCAGGCUCCAAGGGUGAAUCUGGCUCCCCAGGACCCUCUGGCAUAAACGGAGAAAGGGGUGAAGCUGGUCUUCCAGGCCCACCUGGUUUACCUGGUCUAAGAGGAGAAAAAGGAAACCAGGGUGAAAAAGGAAGAGCUGGACUUGCUGGCUUCAAAGGUGACAGAGGAGAAAAGGGUGAAAUUGGUGCUCCUGGCCUCCCAGGUCAACCUGGAAAAACUACUCUAUUUACACCAAGGCCUAGUAUUCCUGGAGAACAAGGGCCAAAAGGUGAAAAAGGUGAUCGUGGAGAACGAGGUGAACCCGGAGAACGAGGUGUUCCAGGAGAACAGGGUCCGAUCGGACCAGUUGGACAGCCGGGCCUGAAGGGACAAGAAGGGGAAGUAGGUCAACCUGGACCUCCAGGAGAAAUUGGUACCCCUGGACCUGCAGGACCAUCUGGCCCACGUGGUUUGCCUGGGAAUGUGGGUAUACCAGGAGCUGCUGGUCAGCCAGGAAUUGAUGGACAAAAAGGAGAAAAGGGAGAACCUGGUAAGGAAGGAAACUCAGGUCCACCUGGGCCUACAGGUGAACCAGGAGCUGUUGGAGAACCUGGAUUAUCUGGAAAGGGUCGAGAUGGAGAAAGGGGUGAAAGAGGUCCGCCAGGUCUACCUGGAUCCUUUGGGCCUAAGGGAGAUCGAGGUGCCCCAGGCGUUCCAGGUCAGCCAGGAGACAGAGGAGCCCCAGGUGUUGGACUUUCAGGGCCACUGGGACCUAUGGGAUCCCCUGGAGACAAAGGGCCACCGGGCCCCCGUGGCUUACCAGGCAUUCAAGGUCCUCCUGGACAGACUGGUCAAGAUGGUUUACCAGGAAAUCCAGGAGAAAGGGGACCACCAGGAAAACCAGGUUCCUCUCCUCCCCUUAACCCUGAUGACAUCAGACUAUUAGUUAAGGAUGUUUGCACUGAUUGUCCCCCUGGACCAUCUGGUCUCCCUGGAAUCCCAGGACAGAAGGGUGAUAAAGGCCUUCGAGGCCCACCUGGGAACGAUGCACCAGUUGGAAAAAGGGGAGAACCUGGACACAGAGGUCCUCCUGGGCCUCCGGGAGUGGAAGGUCCCAAGGGUCCUAAAGGAGACGAUGGGGCAUCUGGGGAAGCUGGGCUGAAAGGUGAACAGGGCCAUCCUGGAAUACCUGGCUUCAUGGGUCCCCCUGGGAAUCCAGGCCCAGCUGGCCCAGAGGGCUCCCCAGGACCUAUAGGUUCUCCAGGACCUCCAGGAGAAAUGGGGAAAGAAGGUCCCCGAGGACCUCAGGGACCCCCAGGAUUGCCUGGACUCAUGGGUGUACCUGGGAAGGAUGGCAAAGACGGGAAGCCGGGAUCACCUGGGGAACCCGGUAAGCCUGGAGAACCGGGGCUACCAGGUCAAGAGGGUGCCGGAGGACCACCGGGUUUUAAGGGUCCAAGAGGAGAUGCAGGAAGUCCUGGCACGAGAGGAGAACCAGGCCAACCUGGAACUCCAGGCCGGGAGGGGCUUUCGGGAAAAGAUGGAGAUCCAGGGCCUGUAGGACCAGCAGGCCCCCGAGGAUUUCGAGGAAUAGCAGGCAAGACUGGACCUCCAGGAGCACCUGGAGAACCUGGUCCUGCAGGUAACCCAGGUUCCAAGGGAAGCAAAGGGGAAGCCGGCAGCCCAGGUGUUCCUGGUUUCAUUGGGCCACGAGGUCUUCCUGGAGAACCCGGUGAAAAGGGCGUCCCAGGGAAAGAGGGCACCUCAGGGAGUCCAGGAGAACAUGGACAAAAAGGUGACAGGGGAGAUCCUGGAACUAAAGGUGAAAAAGGGCCAGCAGGAGUGAAGGGACCACCAGGUGAUCCAGGAGUUCCUGGACGCAAAGGACACACAGGAUUAAUGGGUCCCUCGGGACCAUCAGGAGAAUCAGGACAAGUUGGACCUCCUGGCCCUCCUGGCCAACCUGGAUUUCCUGGGCCUAGAGGAGAUCCUCCAUCAACAGAAACAUUGCGAAGACUCAUCCAAGAAGAGUUAGGAAAACAACUUGAUGCUAGACUGCCCUACCUCAUAAGUCAGUUACAGCCUUCCCAGAUCAAAGCACCUCAAGGUAGACCAGGGCCUCCUGGGUCACCUGGAAAGGAAGGCCUUCCAGGACGAGUUGGCCCUCCAGGAGAACCUGGCAGACCCGGGCAACCAGGUUCAGAAGGUCCGUUGGGACCUAUGGGACCAAAAGGUGACAGAGGGGAGAAAGGAGAGAAGGGAGAUGCUGGCAUUGGCCAGAGGGGUGAAACUGGCCCGCCUGGAGUGGCAGGUGUUCCAGGUGAACCUGGUUAUGGCAAGGAUGGAGUUCCUGGAGCUCAAGGUGCUCAAGGUGAAGCUGGCACUCCUGGCCUCAUGGGCCCCCCAGGACCUCCAGGGGCCAAUGGACAAUGUGACCCUUCCCAGUGUGCUUAUUAUGCAAGCCUAGCUGCUCGGCCCAGCAACAUCAAAGGUCCUUAAAAUUGCCUCCUCCAUUGCUGCUUGUGGACCUCUCGUGGACCUUCUUCGGAAAACGUGGAUGAAGCGAGGGAGUUGUCUCUUUCGCUUUUGUUUUUUGGACAAGGAGCAUGGAGACUCUGAAAAUUAAAUGCUGCCGGACAGUCGGGUUUUUUAUGAUGAAGAAAUGAUUCAUUCACCUCAUUUUAUGCAGUGAGAAAUGAUUUUUCUGGGAAGAUUUUCUUUUCCUUUUUUAAGAAUAUUUUUUAUAUAAAGAUUGAGGUUGAAUUCCCCCCCCCCCUUGUGUAGAAGGUCGUCUAAAAAGUUCACGUGAAACAGAAAGGAAAGGCAAAGGGUGGGUAAGUAGCUAGGGGCCCUUGAGAAACAUGUGGAUUUUCAUUUGCUAGCUUAGCCCCCCCCCUAUUCAUGGGUGAAACAUCUGGAGAUGCUGUGAUAUUGGCUAUUAAGGCUUCAUCCUGCAAGCAUUCAAUAGAAAUUAAGAUGUAGCAAUCUCAAUCUUUUGAGGGCAACAAGACAGAAGGAAGAGGACAAUUUGCACAUGUCUUUGCACACUCUUUAGGAAUCUCUAUUGCUCACCAUGGUUGAGCACUGACCUCUGUGUAAAAAUUUCCUGGCAGUGAGAAUAACUAAUCCAUGGAAUGGGUUGCCUCCAGAAACUGUGGAUGCUCCAUCACUGGAAGUUUUUAAAAAGAGAUUGGACAGGUAUUUAUUAAGAAUAGA